Fusarium redolens is the source of this 822-nucleotide messenger RNA. RefSeq lists its product as uncharacterized. The transcript has 2 exons. The record is from RefSeq and is a predicted model, not a curated record. NCBI's taxonomy places the organism in Eukaryota, Fungi, Ascomycota, Sordariomycetes, Hypocreales, Nectriaceae. The coding region runs from base 1 to 822 and encodes 273 amino acids.
AUGCUUGGCCUUUUACCAGCGUGUCUUGCGGUCAUCGUGUACGUUGGCUUUGGGCAGUGUAGUUCUGAUUUCAUCACACCCGAGCUAUCAAGCGCACCAUGGUCCGACAAUCAAGUGCACGGAGUUGAUGACGAGUUCGAAAUAAAAUGGAAGACAGAUUAUGAAGGCUGUAAUCUCUUCCUAUGGCAGGACUAUCCAAAAUUGGCUGUUGAAUUGUUCAGCAAAUUGCUAGAAAACACGACUGAUACUUCAUACUUUUGGAACGCAAGUUCGAGUGGUUUCUCUCAAGAGUCAGAAGACACUGUCUUUCAUUUUGCGCUUUACUCUUCAGACAAGGAUAUCCCCCUCGCAAAUUCUGGUGCAUUUAAUAUCUCGGGAACAAAUUCAGAAAAGCUCAAAGCAACUUCUGCAUCGAAUUCAACACCAUCUUCGACAGUGCCUCAAGUAUCAGAAACCUCGACGAGUUCCUCGGAGACAACACACCACUCAGUAACAAAAUCAGAAAAUGGCCCAGGAUUAUCGACGGCCGCAUUGGUCGGAAUUUCAGUCAGUGUCACAGUAGCGGGGCUUUUGAUAUCUGGGGGCAUAGGUUUAUGUCUAUGGAGACGCUUCGCGCGUAGACGAGCGACAGAGCGAGUGGAUAGCAUCGAAAAGUCCGAUUUUUCAAAGGCCGAACUGGGUAAUACGCAAAUAUUGCAGAUAGGAAGUUCAGAGCUUGAUAGCACGAGAGAUGCAGCUGAACUUUGGGAUACGCAAAAGCCAGGAGAACUUGGUGAUGAGAAUAAGAUACGGACGAUAUACGGACUUCAUGAGGCGCCGUAG